Messenger RNA from Oryzias melastigma (Indian medaka), 4201 nucleotides. It is a transcript of the gene slf2, whose product is annotated as SMC5-SMC6 complex localization factor 2. Lineage: Eukaryota; Metazoa; Chordata; Actinopteri; Beloniformes; Adrianichthyidae. The coding region runs from base 124 to 4170 and encodes 1348 amino acids. The transcript has 20 exons. The record is from RefSeq and is a predicted model, not a curated record.
GCAGUUCGGGAAAUGCCGUUCGACGCCGGGACAGGCGGGAGAAGAAUUCAGGAUGAAAAUGUUCGCGUUAGCUGCUUUUUUUUGUUUAGUGAGCGUGGAUAACAAACCUUUCUGACCCAGAGAAUGCAGAAAGCAUCUGAAAACCAAGACAACUCCCCAAGAAGACUUUCGGACUAUUCUUCCUCUAAGGUGAUGGGCCUCACACCCCAGCAGCCUCCCCCACAGCAUUUCACAGCCUUUCCACAGGAGACUCCGAUGAAGCCGUCUCAAAUUCCUAACAAACUUUCUCAUCCUUCACUCCGGAGAUUGUUGCCACUUCAGACACCUGGCAAGGAAAGGUUCCAUCCAUACCUUCAUCAUUCAGGGGGUGUUCCUCCAAAUAACCCACCAAACGCUGAGACUCCUUUGUCAAAAGAGGCAGGUCCUCUUAAGGACUGUGUCGAUCCUCACGGACUUGUUCCCAGCAGUUUAUCGAGCCCCUGUAGCGCUGCAUCUCCCCUCCACGCCACAGAAAGGGAACGAAAGAGUUCUCUGUCGGGGUCAAAGCAUCUUUUUUCAGCUCAGCCUGUUCCAGUCAGUCACAACCGUGGGGGCUCAGCUGACGUGUCCUCUCACGGCUUCAGCCAACAUUCAUCAUCUCAGUGUCCUCACAACGUAAAGGACCGCCCCCCAUCCAGCCACGCCACCAAGCAUCAAGAGACUGAGUCCAAGGUGGCAACAUCCGCCAGUAAUGACACACAACGGAGACACGACUCACUUAAGAGGCAUCACCAUCACCCUAAAACAUCGAGUGGAAAUCAUAAUCCAGAACCUUAUUCAGGUUGGUCAUCUCACAAGAGGCGGAGAGAGUCUGAGUAUCGUCACAAUAAUGCCAAGAAACCGUGUCCUGAGGGCUCGGACUCCAGCAGAACAUCCGACUCUUCACCACCCUCCCAACCCGCGAGGAAGAACUCUUCACUCUUGGAAUUGUCCCACAGAAAAGCAAGAGACUGUACAGAGAGGACACCUGGAGAGACUCUGCAGGCGUCAUCAUCUAAACACAGUACAAGUAAAGCAGGAACUAAGGAAACGAGUGCAGGCUUCUCUGAGAAAAAGGAUUUCAAGUCAAGUUCAUCAUUAAAGCCCAGUGAUGAGAGUCACAGGAGAAGAUGUGAGGAAAAUCCUAAAACGCAUCAUUCUGGUACCUCAGAUGUUCAUCAGAAGGUCGUCAGUAGGUCACGGCGUUCUGGUUCGCUGGACUCCAGACCUGCUUAUUCUCCCUACAGUAAAACAGAUCCAAAGAGAGAAGGCAGAAAAACGGACCACGGCAGUUCCAAACCACCAUCAAACUGGCAGAGUUCCCACGCCGCAGAGCGCCAUAAAACCAGCCGAAGAAAACCUGCAGCAGUCCCUGAUGAUAUAGACCAGCUUUUCACCCCUGAUCCUGUAGUAGUGAACUCUGGAUGCAAGUCUGCAAAGCCUAAGAUAAAUGUUGAACCAAUCAAAUCACCCACCUCAGACAAAUCCUCCAGGUGUAGCCCCCCCGUUACUGGCUGUCAAAAAACUGGAGCUGCAGAAUCUGAACCUUCUUCAGUGCGAAACUCUCCUUUCACUGCCGAUCCCGGCAUUCACACCGACAGUCCUGCAUGCAAGACGACAAAAGCUGGAACAGACAAAUCCCCCUCCAUAGAGACGGCUUCCAGUCCUGCGUCCAGCACUAAAGUUGGUGGCUCUUCUUGUCGCAGACGUUCAGAUUCCUCGUCUGCAGAAUCUGCUGCUGAUCCUGUGACUCAUGUUGAGAGCUCCGUUAGCAAGACUUCAAAAGAAAAUGACAAAACUACAAAAUCCGCCCCCUCAGAGAAGAGCUCCACUUCUGCACCAGGCCCUUCUAAUAGCUCCUCCUGCCACAAAGCUGCUCACGCUACAGCGACGGAAAACUCAUCAACAAAAUAUAAGUCACCCAUUUGCUUACCGUCUGUCACGUUAAAGCUGGUGAAACUGGAAAAAAUGAAUCUAGGCUUUAAAGAUAAAGGACUCAAAAGUAUCUCCACUAUGGAGUAUACGUUAGUUAAAUCUGGAGACAAGCAAACGUCCCAUCUCCGCAUCAGUGCAGCACCUUCACCCGACUCUACUCCUGCUUCAUCCUCAGAGAAACAAGCACCUGAAAGGGUUAACAAGAACACCAGUGAAGAGGGUUCUAUAGAUGGGGAGCUGGAUCUGGACCAGAACUUUGAAUGCAAUUCAAAUCUCACCCAGAGCUCCGAUUCCAGCGAGGAGGAGAACCUGAUGUCUCUGCAGGAGAUCAUGAAGCCUCUCCCCAAGAUUCUCUGUACCCCAGAGAAGGGAACCUUCUCGGAGCCGAGCACGCCUGGACAGCACAGUUCCCAGUCAAAAAGUCUGCUGUCUUCUGCCAUGAAGUCUGUCGUCUAUAAGAACAACCUGGAUGAGAUGAUGAAGGAGAUGAACAACAACAAGAAAGCUAAAGAGAUUGAAGCCCAGCUUCUGACUGCAUGCAACGAAGAUCUGUUCAGGAUACCUGAUUCUGAAGAGAUGGAGGAGAACCCAGAGGAGGGCAUCUCCACCGAGCAGCAGGAAUUCUUGCAGCGCUACUCUCUGAUGUCCAGUGUAAUCAGGGAAGUGCCUCCAGGAGAAGAAGUUUUCCACCUGGAGAGGUUCGGCUGCAUCUUUAACCAGAACAUGCUGCAGCUCCGGCAGUGCAUGGUUAACCCACAGACAACAGCACAGAAGGCACUUCUUUGGUCGAGUCCUGCUCAGUUGCGGCUCCAUGUGAAUAUUGGAUUAUUCCAGGAGGCUUAUGAUUUCUUUCUGCCUUGUCCUUCUCAGGUCACGCAUUUCCUCUUUAAGAUGAUGUCCGUCCACAACGAGAGGAUGGUGUCUGAGAAGAUUCUCCACAUCCUGUGUGACAUCGCUUGUUCUGCUGCCUAUCAGAUCGCGAAAAAUGGAAGUCAUCGGUUCAAAGUGUGGGUACCGAGCUUGGCAGACGUGACUCUGGUCCUGAUGAACAUGGGUGUUGGCUUCGUCACGCUUUUCCCGUUUGAAAAUCUCCAGCCGCCUUUCACAGAGAGAGAUUUACUGGAGAAUGACUUUGUAAAACCUGAGAGUCCCUCCGAAAACGAGGAUCACAUCGUUUUCCAUGAAUACAACUACAUCAACGUCUUGAAGUACCUGUCUUACUGUAUGGGUCUGUGCCCUCACGCAUACAGCGACGAUGAACUGCUCUUGCUGCUGAGUGUGGUGGAGAAAGUCAGCCUGGACACGCGCUGCAUUCUCCAGUCCAGUGUGGACGUUAACGCCCUCCUGUAUAAAAUCGUCAACAACAUCAGGGAUUGGGAUGCCAUGCUGCCCAGGAUCUGCGUGGCCUUGACUGAUCUGACAGAAGAUCACCAGAACAUGUGUCUGCUUGUCCAGCUCCUGCCUGACCACACACGUGGAAAAGAGCUGCGUCGACACCUGAGCCUCUGCAUGAUUUCCAAGUUGCUGGAAGGAAACUGCACAUACCAGCCGACACAGACGGAGUUCCAGCUGGCUGAACUGAGACCGUACCUUCCACGGAUGCAGCCUUCAGCUCUACUUCGCGGCUUGGAGCAAAAAAAUCCAGAGGAGGACUUGGACAUUUUAGACCAACAGGCUUACUAUUUAUGCUAUAGCCUUCUGACCUUAGCAAACGAUGCGUCCAAUUUUCAGGUUUUCCCACCCCAUCAGAAGGCGCAGCUGCUUGUUUUGUCAUCGGAGUUGGAAACGCGAAUUAAAUGUGACAUCAGAGAAAGUGAGAAGUGUCUUUACCGCAGUAAGCUGAAAGACCUGGUGGCGAGGAUUUACACCAAGUGGCAGAUGCUCCUUCAGAGGACCCGACCCCUCAAUGGUAAGCUGUAUGAUUAUUGGGAACCCGUGGAAAUCAUAAGCUCCAGCCAAGAAGAAGAAGAGUCCCCAAUUGAUGAAGAAAUGGAUGAAGAGGAACAGGGGAGCCUUUCUGCUGAUGAAGACGAAGGAUCUACGACUUCUGAGGAAGAAGAAGAAAAAAUAGAGGGGAUGAUAGAGGAAGUCAAGGAUGCAGAACUGAGUCAGACAAGUGACAAUGAAGGAGACGGCAGCAAGAAUGACACUAAAACAAUCGCCGAGGCGGCGACUGGAACUCAACUUGAAGCAGUUGAGGAAGAAGAGAUGCAUUAAAACCAUGUCAGUAAACCUUCAAAGAUUGUCA